This is a messenger RNA of Haliotis rufescens (red abalone), 4654 nucleotides long. RefSeq names its product CD109 antigen-like. The record is from RefSeq and is a predicted model, not a curated record. The transcript is spliced from 37 exons. Bases 165 to 4535 code for a protein of 1456 amino acids. Gene Ontology annotation, molecular function: endopeptidase inhibitor activity. Gene Ontology annotation, cellular component: extracellular region. NCBI's taxonomy places the organism in Eukaryota, Metazoa, Mollusca, Gastropoda, Lepetellida, Haliotidae.
AGAAGGUGUUCUAUUUAAGUCAAGCACCAAUAUUGGACGCCAGUUCCAGGCACAGCGCUAAGCCAGCUGCGACAACAAGAAAGCAGAUAACAGCAGAGACAAUCAGGGAACACAGGCCAAGUCCUUCAACAAGCAAAGAAGGGUCCACUAUCUGGAACUCAACCAUGUGGAAACUACUGCUACUCACACUAAUCAGUGUUGUGAACGCUAAAAACACCUUUCUUAUCCUUGCCCCUAAGACCAUCAGCCCCUCUACAACCCUGCGUCUGGGGGUCAACUCCCUAAACGCCAGUCAGGACCUGACUGUAACAGCACGUGUACAGACACAGGAGUGGAGCAACUACCCCUAUGAGCACUAUGAACGUAUCUACGUCGACCAUGCCAACACCUCGGACACCGUUAUUGGAGGAGACGCAGGCGUCGUGGAAUUGACGAUCCCCCAGGACCUGAAGUCAGACAACUACAUCCUAAAGGUCCAGGUAGAGACGAGCUCUGGAGAGGAACACAUCAACAUGUACAACCUGCAGUACUACAGCAAAUAUCUGUCAACAUUCAUCCAGACAGACAAGGCCAUAUACAAACCUGGUUCUCUGGUAAACUUCCGUGCAUUUGCCGUGUACUCUGACCUUCUUACCUAUACUGGAAACAUGACAAUCGAGAUGUUUGACCCCAGCAACAACAAGCUGAUGCUGAAGAAGGAUGUUAUUGACCCGACUGGUGUCAUCUCUAUGUCCUUCAAACUCAGUGCAAUGCCCAUUCUCGGACAUUGGAAGAUCAGGGUCACCAUACCAAAUGGACCAACAGAAGAAAAAACGUUUGAGGUGUCAAACUACAAACUGCCAAGAUUCGAGGUAACUGUCGAUGUUCCCAGUUUUGCCUUGGUAACAGAUCGAGACAUCAAGGGCAAAGUCAGUGCCAAGUAUACGUUCGGCGAGGGAGUGAAAGGUGUUGCAGAAAUUCAUGCUAAAAUUGUUGGAUCUUAUUCUGGAUCUUGUUCAUCUGAGCAACCAACCAUCCUCAUGUCCUUCCCGCUUGAUGGGGAAAGUAAGUUCACGAUCCCAAUGGUGGAGGUUCAGCACCUCAACUCCUACCUCAAUGGUAAGCAGCUGGAGAUCCAGGCCUUCGUGACGGAGACUCUGACGGGCAAGAAACUAAACGGUUCAUCCAUCGUCACCUUCUACACCAAUGCCAUCAAGAUGACCUACCUUGACUACAGUGCGCGUGAUUUCAAGCCUGGCCUCAUCUACAGCGGCACGAUGAAAAUCUCCCUGCAAGACGAUUUGCCACUGCCUACACCCAGGAAGAAUGUGACCAUCUACCCAUGUGUAACGUACCGUAUCAGAGUCCCAAACCAGGACAAGUAUCAUAGCUGCGACUCGAACUUCCAGGGAACCUAUGGUAUUACCGAACAGACAUUCCCAGUUCCAGCCGAUGGGCUUGUGGACGUCAAACUUAUGAUACCAGAGGAUGCUGUCUCCGUCACUAUCACGGCCUUCUAUGGAGAAACAUCGAUUUCAUGGACGAUAAAGAAAGCCUACUCUCCGUCAGAUUCAUUCCUACAGCUUUACCUCCACGACACCAAUGUCACAGCCGGAGAAAAUGCCAAUAUCUUUAUCAAUUCCACCCAGCCGCUCGAUACAGUCUGGUAUGAGGUUAUCUCCCGUGGGUCCUUUGUUGCUGCCGGACAUCUAGACGGUGGUAUGAAGAGGAGCCUCAACUUCACUCUUCCUGUCACACCCAAGAUGGCGCCUCAUGCUCGCGUUCUUGUCUACUCGAUCCUUGAUGAUGGCGAGGUUAUUGCAGACAGCACAAAUUUUGAAGUGAAAGGUCUUUUUACCAACAAGGUGGCACUUGAAUUCAGCAAGAACGAAUCUCAGCCCCAUGAAAACAUUGAUGUCAAGGUUUCAGCUGACCCACAAUCAUUGGUUAGCUUGCUCGUUGUUGACCAAUCUGUGACUCUCCUGGCCAGUGGAAAUGACAUCACAAGUGAUAUGGUGGAGACUGAACUGAAGUACUAUGACAACCGCGGAGUAAGCAACAACUAUGAGGGGGAGACAGACGCCAGUCAGGUGUUCAAGGAUGCCAGUGUCGAAAUCUACACUGAUGCAACCGUCCCAAACAAUCCUAGUGGCAUUGACUAUGGCCAUGGGUCAGUGUCCACUCCUGGCUACCAUGCUAUUGGCUUCACACCUUUGCCUGGAGCAACACCUUACGCUGGACCAACACCUUAUCCGAUUGGCGGCAUAGCUCACUUUGCGCCAACAGCUCAGCCAGCGGUUGCUUUUCCUAAUAAAAACCCUACCGCUCAGCCACUGAAGGAGGUUGGGCGAGUCAGGAGCUUCUUUCCCGAGACAUGGUUAUGGACCAACACUACCAUUGGUUCCAAUGGCAUUGCAAGCAUAUCUGCAACUGUUCCUGACACCAUAACGUCAUGGUUGGCAACAGCAUUCGCAGUUAACCCAGUGUCCGGGCUAGGAGUUACAGGAUCAGCUUCUAAGAUGAAGGUUUUCCGUCCAUUUUUUGUGAGUGUUGAUGUCCCAAUGUCUGUCAUCCGGGGUGAACAAGUUGUGGUUCAGGCCAGCGUCUUCAACUAUCUGCAGACUGAUCUCGAUGUGAUGGUGACAAUGAAGAAGUCCAAUGAAUACGACAACAUCCUGUAUGAUCCAUCAACUGCCAGUCUCAAGGCCUUCUCAGCAGACCAAGUUAAAACAGUUCGCGUCGCCUCUGGUGAUGCAAUGACCGUUGACUUUCCCAUUGUCCCGACCACCCUGGGUCAACUUGACAUCCAGGUGUCUGCACGCUCCACUGCAGCUGCUGAUGCAGUAAAGAGAAAGAUCACAGUUGAGCCAGAGGGUAUCAGAAAGGAGACUAACUUCCCUGUCACCAUCGAUCUUCUGUCUGGAAACACGUACAACAAUACUGUGUCCAUCCCACUUCCAAACUACAUCGUAAAAGACUCACAGAAAGCAAGAGUCAGGGCUUUUGGGGACGUGGUGAGCCCCAGUCUCGACGGCCUGGACAGUCUUCUGAAGAUGCCCACUGGCUGUGGAGAACAGAACAUGAUGGGCCUUGCCCCAGAUGUCUACAUCUCAAACUACCUUGCCAGUGCUAAGAAAUUUGACGGGAAAAUUGAACAGAAAGUCGUUCCAUUCAUGGAGGAAGGUUUCCAGCGUGAGUUAAGCUACCAACACAGUGAUGGUUCCUUCUCAAUCUGGGGGAACAGCGACUACUAUGGAAGCACCUGGCUGACAGCAUUUGUUGUGAAAACAUUUGUCCAGGCUCGUCAGUAUGUCUUCAUUGAUGACCGAAUCAUUGCCCGUGCUGCUAACUGGCUUAUGGGAAGGCAAAACACCAAUGGAGACUUCUAUGAGAACGGAUAUGUGCACAGCUCUAGCAUCCAGGGAGGAUCUGGACAUGGAUACGCCCUGACAGCUUUUGUUCUGGACGCUCUUCUUGAAGUCCGCGGAUUGGAAGGGGUGAACGCUUACAACCUGAACGACACUUUGCUCCGCGCCAGUGCCUUCCUUGAGUUCAACAUCAUUAGGUUUGAUGAUGCCUACACUGUUGCAAUCGCUACCCAUGCCCUAACCAAAGCAGGUAGCAUCUUUGCCGAAGAUGCCUUCAAGAAACUUGAACAUGUUUCUAAAACAAAAGAUGACAUGAUGUUCUGGGAGAGAUACAGCCACACUCGCUCCAGCUACUGGAGGCCAUAUCACCAAUAUGCUGACGCCAUCGACAUUGAGACUACAGGCUACGCACUGAAGACAUAUGCGCUCCGGAAGGACUUUGUCAAAGGCCUGUCUAUCAUGAAAUGGCUCAUUUCCACCAGGAAUCCCAAUGGUGGCUUCGUUUCCACUCAGGAUACUGUUGUUGCUCUCGACGCCCUUUCUGCAUUUGCUUCCGUCAUCAACUCAGAUUCCUUCAAAAUCAGCGCUGACAUCAGUUCUGGAAAAUUCAGCAAACAUUUUGACAUCAAUGCCAAGAACGCACUUGAUCUUCAAGCUACUGAUGCCAGUGAGUUCACAGGUACUUUCAACGUGAACGCCCAAGGUCAUGGAGUGGGCUACCUUGAGAUUGCAACGUUCUUCAACGUUGAGAAGCCAGUAGAAGAGCAGUACUUUGAUAUCAGUCAGGACAUCGAGAUCGAGACACUGAACAUGUACACACUCAGGACCUGUGUCAGUUACAGCAAAGCAAGAACUAACAACAUGGCCGUUGUCGAAAUUACAAUCCCAUCAGGCUUUGAACCGGACAUGGAGUCACUGAAUGAAAUCCGCAACCUACAGCGAUCUGAAUUGCUGGGCAAGAACUUUGUAUUCUACUUCAGCCAUCUUGACAGCAGUGAAACAUGCGUCAGAUUCACCGGCAGAAGGAACGGUCAGGUUGCUAAGCUGCAGGCGUCUCCCAUCCAUGUAUUUGACUACUAUGAGCCAACACACCAGGCAGUGGCGUUCUACCAACCGAAGACCCUGCAUGAUGCAACUGUUUGUGACAUUUGCGCCAACUGCUGUCAGAAGGUGGUACAGUCACACUAAGCAGCAUCACAUCAUCUUGACUGAGAAGCCAUGAAAGCCUUGAAAGACUACCCUGAUCUUUAAGCAAAACAUUGUGCAGUUGUUCACUAAAAACAAUCGAAUAAACUGUCAAACAAUUA